Phragmites australis (common reed) is the source of this 1450-nucleotide messenger RNA. Its product is annotated as glycerol-3-phosphate acyltransferase 9-like. The transcript is spliced from 12 exons. Gene Ontology annotation, biological process: triglyceride biosynthetic process. Lineage: Eukaryota; Viridiplantae; Streptophyta; Magnoliopsida; Poales; Poaceae. The coding region runs from base 119 to 1234 and encodes 371 amino acids. Gene Ontology annotation, molecular function: glycerol-3-phosphate O-acyltransferase activity. The record is from RefSeq and is a predicted model, not a curated record. Gene Ontology annotation, cellular component: endoplasmic reticulum.
GCCACACCGUACACGCCUCAUUACGCCCAUCCACGUGCUCGCUCGCCCCCAUCGCGAAGCUUUCCUCGGCGGCGUCGCCGUCUCCGACUCACCGGUGGCGGGCGUGCGGCGCGCAGAGAUGGCGUCCUCGUCGGUGGCGGCGGACAUGGAGCUGGACCGCCCGAACCUGGAGGACUACCUCCCGCCCGACUCGCUCCCGCAGGAGUCCCCCGGGAGUCUCAACCUGCGCGAUCUGCUGGACAUCUCGCCGGUGCUCACCGAGGCGGCGGGCGCUAUCGUCGAUGAUUCAUUCACUCGUUGCUUUAAGUCGAAUUCUCCAGAGCCAUGGAACUGGAACAUCUAUUUGUUCCCCUUAUGGUGCUUGGGGGUAGUAAUAAGAUAUGGUGUACUCUUUCCACUGAGGUUCUUGACGCUUGCAAUAGGAUGGUUAGUAUUUUUUGCUGCCUUUUUUCCUGUCCAUUUCCUUUUGAAAGGGCAAGAUAAGCUGAGAAGUAAAAUUGAGAGAAAGUUGGUUGAAAUGAUGUGCAGUGUUUUUGUUGCUUCAUGGACUGGAGUGAUCAAGUAUCAUGGACCACGCCCAAGCACACGACCUCAUCAGGUGUUUGUUGCAAACCAUACAUCCAUGAUAGAUUUCAUUAUUCUGGAGCAGAUGACAGCAUUUGCUGUCAUUAUGCAAAAGCAUCCUGGAUGGGUUGGAUUUAUUCAAAAGACUAUCUUGGAAAGUGUGGGUUGCAUCUGGUUUAAUCGUAAUGAUCUUAGGGAUCGCGAAGUUACAGCACGGAAGCUACGAGACCAUGUCCAACAACCAGACAACAACCCUCUCUUGAUUUUCCCGGAAGGAACUUGUGUUAACAACCAGUACACUGUCAUGUUCAAGAAGGGUGCUUUUGAGCUUGGCUGUGCUGUCUGUCCAAUAGCAAUCAAGUACAAUAAAAUAUUUGUUGAUGCCUUUUGGAACAGUAAGAAACAAUCUUUCACAAUGCACUUGGUUCGGCUGAUGACAUCAUGGGCUGUUGUGUGUGAUGUUUGGUACUUGGAGCCUCAAUAUCUGAGGGAUGGAGAGACUGCAAUUGAAUUUGCUGAGAGAGUAAGGGACAUGAUAGCUGCUAGAGCUGGUCUUAAAAAGGUUCCAUGGGAUGGCUAUCUGAAACACAAUCGUCCUAGUCCAAAGCACACCGAAGAGAAGCAGCGCAUAUUUGCCGAAUCCGUCCUGAGGAGACUAGAGGAAAACUGAAUGGGUGUCAACUGAUGCAAGUGCAACUUAGCUACCUUGGAAUUCAGUUGGCUUCCUAAAACAAAAGGUGAGCUUGCGACACGUGAAAUGACCAGAUCAGUUUUGUUGUAAAUUUGUUAUUAGUUCGAUAGAAUUAACAUAGUAGCCAGCAACCUGUUUGUAUUCUGGUAUGAUCUGGUUGCCAAAUACUUAUCUUCAUGUAUGUUUGAUUUUCUA